Messenger RNA from Cervus elaphus (red deer), 4428 nucleotides. It is a transcript of the gene SUSD1, whose product is annotated as sushi domain containing 1. The coding region runs from base 1685 to 3859 and encodes 724 amino acids. The record is from RefSeq and is a predicted model, not a curated record. NCBI's taxonomy places the organism in Eukaryota, Metazoa, Chordata, Mammalia, Artiodactyla, Cervidae. Gene Ontology annotation, molecular function: protein binding; calcium ion binding. The transcript is spliced from 15 exons.
UAUACACAUACACGUAUUUAUAAGCAUAUGUACACAAAAGUAUUAAAAUGUAUGUAUUUAUUUUGCAGCGGAGCAUGGCAGCGAAGAGGUAUAGGUUGGUGAAAAUGUCCUGAAUGUAUUUUUGUUGAAACAAUGACAUGAUUUCAGAGUUCACGGUGAGCGGAGCUUAAAGACACUGUCUAAAUAAUAGGAGAUAGCUUGCACUACCUGCCCUGUCCAUAGUACUCCCCAAAGCAGGCCCUUAUCUUCCCCAAGCAAAAAAUUAGCAAGGAAGCCUGAUGCAAAAGGGCCUAGGAAAUUUAUUUUUAACCACUUCUUUUUAAGGCUGCCCAGCAAGUUGAGCCCUUAUAUGGGUGUGGUCCUGGGUGGUGAGGGCGAGAGCGGGCCCAUGGCACAGAAAGCCAGUGAGGAUAUGGGUGAAGAAGUGGAGGGGGCCGCUGCUCUUGGGGUGCGCCACAAAACAGACACCUCAAGCUGAAAACGUUCAACCUGGAACUUAUGUUUUCACUCCCUGCAGCCUCUCCCUACCCCAGCUUGCCACAACCCCCUUUGUGUUUCUAUGUCAGCGACUCCCACCGCCAUCAACCCAGCUGCCCAAACCAAACGUUCCGGUGACAUCUGUCAUUUCUCUUUGCUUGUCCACCACAGUCCACUGGUCAUGAGAUGCAGUGGAUUCCACCCAAUACGACUCUCACGUGUUACUUCCCUCCACACUCCGAGCCAGUGCUCCGCUCCGGGACGUGUCCUCUCUUGCCUGGCUCUCUGAAGCAGCUCUGGGCGGGCUCCCUGCCUCCCGGGCCCCUUUCCCAGUCCUACAGAGCCAACCCGGGGAGACUUUCCGAUGAGAUCCCGGUGACGGCUUCUCAGCAACCUCCUUCCUGGGUUUAUGAGGUCUUCUUUAUCUCCGCAGCUCACUGCCUCUCUCCAACUGUCCGUUCUCCCUCUAAGGAGGCCCCCCUCCCCAUUUCUAGAAUGCGCGCCCUCUAGUCUCUUUACCCACGCCUCUCACCGCUUAGAUUCCUCUCUGGGCCCUUCUCACCCCCAGGUCUUCGCUUACAUCUUCCUGAAGCCUCUCUGACGCCCCAGGCUGACUGUCCCCGGAGUAGCAGGAAGUCCUACCAGCUCUGAAGCCACUGACGGUCUUGUCGCCUGGUCAAGCCUGUCGUCGGGGUGGCCUGGACCGGCGGGUUUCUCGCCCUUGGCGCUCCAGCCACCUCACCCAGCUCUCUUUCAGCUCCUGAAAGAUUCCUGUUCCUUCUGCCCCUCACCCCUCUUCCUUUGCCACCCCGGGAGUGCCUCCCUGAGCCCCUAGGAUCCCGCGAUCGUUCCACAGGCUUAGGGCACAGGACUCGUUUCCUCCCGGCGCAUUGGGGAACUCUACGUUCGGGGGUCACUAGGCCGGGCCCGCCGGGUGUCCCUGGGCCCCCAGCACCCGGCGCGCAGCAGGUGCACGGCCGGUGCAGGAGGGAUUGCCUGAACGAGCAUCCUCCGGGGCGCGGGCCUGCUGGGGAGGAAGGGCCCGCGAGCCGCUCCCCCACCCCGGGACUCCGCGGCACCCUCCGCUCCCCCGUGCGGCGCCGGAAGCGCCCAGCGCGGUCCCCUCCCCGGGGCGCCAGUCCUCUUAUCUCGGCGCCUCGGAGCCGCAGGAGGAGUCCGGGUGCGCCGGGAGGGAGGCGGCGGCGGCAUGGCCCGGGGACCCUGGGGCGUCGGCAUCCCGCUAGGCCGCCUGUUGCUGCUGCUGCUGCUCAGCCUGGCCCGAGGCGCGCCCCGAGAGCGGAGCCAGGACGAUUUACAUCCGGAUAUCUGUGCCACUUGCCAUGAACAUGCUACCUGCUCGAAAAUAGGAAGGAUGAGCGUCUGUAUGUGCAAAUAUGGAUUUGUGGGCAAUGGGAGGACUCAUUGUAUUGAUAAAGAUGAGUGCCAAUUUGGAACCAGUGUGGUCUGUGGGAACCACACAUCUUGCCACAACACACUCGGAGGCUUUUAUUGCAUUUGCCUGGAAGGGUAUCGAGCCACAAACAACAACAAGACAUUCAUCCCCAAUGACGGCACCUUUUGCACAGACAUAGAUGAGUGUGAGGUUUCCAGCCGGUGCAGGCGUGGAGGACGGUGUGUGAACACUCGUGGGAGCUAUGAAUGCUACUGUAUGGAUGGAUACUUGCCAAAAGGUGGACCUGAGCCUUUCCAUCCGACCAGAGAUGCCACGUCAUGCACAGAAAUAGACUGUGGGACCCCUCCUGAGAUUCCAGGUGGCUAUAUCAUAGGAAAUUAUACCUCUAGGCUUGGCAGUCAGGUUCAUUAUGCUUGCAAAGAAGGAUUCUUCAGUGACUCAGAAGAUACGGUUUCAAGCUGCACAGCCGUGGGCACGUGGGAGUCCCCCAAAUUAAAUUGCCAAGAGAUCGACUGUGGCCGCCCCCCAGAAGUGCAGCACGCGAUCCUCGAGGGGAGUCACAGCUCCAGACUGGGCAGUGUGGCUCAGUAUGUCUGUCUGGAGGGCUUUGAGAGCCCUGGAGGAAAGAUCACUUCCGUUUGCACAGAGAAGGGCACCUGGAGAGCAAGUGCUUCGUCCUGCUCAGAAAUAAUUAUAGAAAUUAAUGAGGUGUCGGUGUUUAAUAACACCUGUGUGAGGUGGCAAAUAAACCCAGGAAGAAUGAACUCCAAGAUCGAAUAUGUGAUAUACAUUAAAGGACAACGGUUGGACCCCCUGGAAUCAGGUCAUGAGGAGACAGUUAAUUUGACCACAGAGAGCAGGACCCCAGAAGUGUGCCUAGACCUGUACCAGGGCACCAACUACACCGUGAACAUUUCUACAGCCCCUCCCCGACGCUCGGUGCCAGCCGUCAUUGAGUUCCAGACAGCUGGUGAUGAUCUCUUAGAAGAUGAUGGGAUUUUCAAUAUUUCAAUAUUUAAUGAAGUUUGCUUGAAAUUGAACAGGCAUUCUAGGAAAGUUGGAUCAGAACAAGUGUAUCAAUUUAAAGUUCUAGGUCGAAGGCGGUAUCUGAAUAAUUUUUAUCAUGCGACUUCGUUUAACUUCACAACGAGGGAACAGACGGCAGUGGUGUGUUUAGAUCUGUAUCCAGCAACUGACUACACAGUGAACGUCACCCUCCUGGGAUCUCCGGAGUGGCCGUCAGUGCAAACAACAGUGACCACCGCACCAGCAGUAAAACAAACCAUCAGUAACAUUUCAAUAUUUAAUGAAACCUGCUUGAGAUGGAGAAGUAUGAAGACAGCUGAUAUAGAGGAGAUGUAUUUAGUCCACAUUUGGGGCCAGAGAUGGUAUCAAAAAGGAUUUGCCCAGGAAAUGAUCUUUAAUAUCACUGCCAGCAGUCAGACUCCUGAGACGUGUUUGGACCUGAGUCCAGGUACCAACUACAGUGUCAGCAUCCAGGCUUUGUCUUCUGAGCUUCCUGUGGUCAUCUCCCUAACAACCCAGAUAACAGAGCCUCCCCUUCCGGAAGUAGACUUUUUCACUGUGCAUGGAGGGCCUCUACCACGCUUGCGACUGAAGAAAGCCACGGAGAAAAAUGGACCCAUCAGGUUCAUCACUCACACUCUUGCUGCCGCAGAUGGUGGGCGUUGGGCUGGGCUCCAUGGCUGUUGUGAUUGUCCUCGCAUUCCUGUCCUUCUCAGCAGUGUGAUCGCCGGUGGGCACUGUGUGAAGAGGACGCACUGCUGCUGGAGCAGGUGGUGUGACAGCUUCUCAGGGGUCUGUGCAGAGGCCCCCUGUGUGCGUGGACCUGCAGUCCCAUUCCUAGAUUCGAGACGGUCACUAUCUCUUUGGCAUCCCCCCAAAGGAGGACACUCAGGAAUUGCUGCUGUCUUCCCUGUAUCUCUGAACCUGAGAACCUUGAUGUGAUAUUGACCACAGGCUGCAGGUCACGUGGGCUGGGCCUGUGUUCUCCUCCAAGUGAUGCCUGAGAGUCUCUGCCUCUUCCUUCAGAGCAUCUCUGUUGUGAAUUCAGAAUCUGUUCUUUUACGAUAAGUAAUGACAUACAUAGGGUUCCCUUGUAGCUCAGUUGGUAAAGAAUCUGUCUGCAAUGCAGGAGACCCAAGUUUGAUUCCUAGGUUGGGAAGAUACCCUGGAGAAGGAAAUGGCAACCUACUCCAGUAUUCUUGCCUGGAGAAUCCCAUGGUCAGAGAGGCCUGGCAGCCUACAGUCCAUGGGGUUGCAAGAAUCGGACACGACUUAGCGACUCCACCACCACCAGUGAGAUACGUUUAGAUGUGGGCUAGAAUUUGACUACAGGAGGGAAGUCAUUGCAAACGACAGAUAUCAUUGACUGAGGCAAACGUGUCAGACACUUUAGAAGCACCCCUUUUCCUGCAGUUAGUGACACAUUAAUUAGAAAGCAUGCUAGCCUGGGACUUCCCUGGUGGUCCAGUGGUUAAAGCAUGAUAGCCUGGGACUUCCCUGGUGGUCCAGUG